GUGAUGUUCGAUACCACUGAUUUCUUUUCUGAUCCGAUACUGAGUAAAAUUCAGGUGGUGUCGGUGAUACUGAUGAAUCUAAAGAAAGUCGUGUAUUUAAAAUCAUAGCAUCAUAAAGAAUACAGGACAUCAGAGUAAUUUAUUUAUUUAUUUUAAACUCGGAGGUAUAGUGAGGUACUUUACUAUAUAGCCGAGCUAAAACAACAACAACAAAAGGAAACAAAGGGUUCAAUCAAUUUAAUUAUUAAGAACUACUACAAAAUAAGGAGACUUGUUCUGAAAUUUAACUCUGUUCUCUCCUCUUCUGUUCUCAUCAUAAAUGCCUCGUACUCUGAGUUGUGGUUUAACCUGAGAUGGUUCCCAAGGUUUGUUGUGUUGCUAAAACUCAAAAGUUUAGUUCCUUUCCACUAUUUCCCCGUUAAUGACACGCAUUACCUCAAAUGACUGACGUAUCAAAAGUAUUUUUGAUUUAAGAAUCGACUUUAGAGCAUAAAGGUCUGGUAUCGGAGGUAUCGAGAUUUCAGUAUCGACCUGCACCUCGCUACCGCCAAGAAACCCAAGAAGAAGAAAGCGAAGACGAAGAAGAAGAAAAACGAGCUGAAAACAACAGCGCAAAAAGCUAAGUUAGGUUUUACUGAACAGAACCUUCUGAGAAAAAGAGAAAGAUAACGUACAAACAUCUGAUUAGGAUCCAGAAGGAAACAGGGCUAAUGCACAGGAUUUAGUUUAUUUCUACUUGUUUGUUUUUUCUUUUGAAGUUUUUUUUCCCCCUUUUACAAAUACUACUAAUCCACACUCCAGUCCGGCAGGUGGCGGCACCUAAAAGCUGGUUCCAAAUCUAAAGAAGAAGACAAACAAGCUAGUAAAACAAUGCCACAUUCUGCUGUUUUUGGGUCUAAUUGCAAGACCAACGGCAACGCAGAUACUGACGUGAGUAUCCACAAAGUUCCUAGUGACAAUAAGAGGAAAAUAGAGCUGGAAAAUGCGCAGCGUCCCGAGGAGCCGCGGCUCUACUCUCUCCACUUCGUGCCGGUCGCAUUUCAGGCCUUUAACCAACCCCCAAAUGAGCCGACGGGGGCCGAUGGUGAUAAACGGAGGCUAAGAGACAAUGCUGUGCCGACGGUCUUCCCACACAACUACUCUAAAAGGCCCCGGGAAGCGAUGGUGAAGCGCUCCCAUAAAAGCCCGAGAAAGGAGACGGUGGACGGGAUCAUGCUACUGUGCAAACUGCCCGAUGCAGCAGCUCGGAUGUAUGAAGCCGUGUGGGAUCCGGCAGAUGUUCACCGCCGCAUAACUCUGGACCACAAUUACGCAGAUGUCCAGCAGCUGUUGGCGAUUAAAGAAGAAGUUCCCCCCGAUCUGGACCAGCAGGACCCAGAACUGCUCCACAUAAAGGAGGAACAGGAGGAACUCUUGACCAGUCAUGAGGAACGGUUCCCAUUCGCUGUGGUUCAAGUGAAGAGUGAAGGUGAUGAAGAGAAACCUCCUCUCUCACAGCUUCAACUAAGACAAACUGAAGACGAGAAGGAGACAGAGUCUCCAACCAGCAGCUCAGCUCCACAGAUGAAAACAGAAGCUGAUGGAGAAGAACCAGCUCGGAACCCAAAUCCAAACAGCACUAAUAAAAAGUCUUCGGACUCUUCUGAGACUGAAGUUGCUGAUGAUGAAGGCGAUGGUUGGCUGAGCCCUUCGUCAGAUUAUAAACUUGAAAAUGGUGACGAUGAGGAGGAGGAACUAAGCACAGACACGGCGGACGAAGAGGAUUAUUAUCGACACCACUCGAAUGUUGAGAUUAAAAACCUCAGUGUCCAUCAGGCGCAGGACGUUUCCAUCAAGCACAUUUCAGACGUCCAGCAGCUCUCGGUCAUUAAAGAAGAAGUUCCCUCUAACUUGAGCCCCAGUCUGGAGCAGCAGGGACCAGGACCCGUCCACAUAAAGGAGGAACAGGAAGAAGUCUUGUCCAGCCAGGAGCAAGAACAGCUUCAUGUGCUGGAGGAGGCUGAUGUCACCAGGUUCAAAGACUCUGCUGUGAAAAGUGAAAGCGACCAAGACAAACCUCCGUCCUCACAGCUUAAUCAGAGCCAAACUGGAGACACCGCGGAGACAGAGACUCCGACAAACAUCUGGACUGAACGGAUGAAAUCAGAAAGAGGUGGAGAAGACGUUGGUGCACGGGAACCAGCCAGGAACUCAAACCCAAACACUCAUUUCCAGCCACAUGCUGAUGAAACCUCCACUGAAACAGAAGGUGGUGACAAGGCUUGUAUGAGACUUCACAGAAGAAAAAAAACUCUUGUGUGUGAUAUUUGUGGACAGAGUUUCACUCAGGGCGUAAACCUUAACAGCCACAUGAGGGGACACACUGGGGAGAAACCAUACAGUUGUAAUGUUUGUGAAAAAACAUUUGCCCGUGAUUGUAACCUCAGCAGACACAUGAUCGUCCACACAAGAGAGAAACCGUUUGCGUGUCACGUGUGCGAUCUGAGAUUUAAGCAUCGAGCGAGUCUGAAGAUGCACAUGAGAGUUCACACCGGAGUCAAACCCUUCGCAUGUGUCGUUUGUGGUGGAAGAUUUAACCGAAGUGGAACUCUGAAGAUUCACAUGAGACUCCACACGGGAGAGAAACCGUUUGCUUGUGACGUUUGUGGUCACAGUUACACUGUAAAGUCAAACCUGACCAAACACAUGAGAGUCCACUCACAGCAGAGACCAUGCGGCUGCUGCAUAUGUGGGAAGACGUUUAACCGGGAGGCUCAUCUUAAAACUCACAUGACUGUUCACACGAGGAAAACGCCGUGGAUGUGAGUUUAUUCACCACCAUGAUCUCAGGGUUCACACGAACGUUCACGCAGGAGAGAAACCGUUUCUUUCUGAGUCGACUCUUUAUUCUCUCACUGAACGAACAGCAGAAUCACAGCAGGAGGGUUUUUCAUGGAACCAUGUUCACUGAAGUGCGUUUAAUAACCUGAAUACGUAACAGGUGAAGUCUCCACGAGGUAAAAUGUUCUACAACGAGACAUUAAAUCAACAUUUGUUUUCUAUAUAUUUUUCUCUUAGUUUGACAAAUUCAUGUUUUGUGUCUUUGUUUUCGGUUUGGAGACUAAGAGAAUAUGUUAAAGAUUAAAGUCUGUUCAGGAAAUCUGACUUUGAGACCACACAUGGAUUUAUUUCCAUGAUCCUCGUCCUCUUAUCACAGCCACGUUCUGACAUUUUGACAUAUUGUUUGUGUUCUCCAGUAUUUAAAUGCAUUAUAAUUCUGUCCUGCUGCUCUCGCACGUAAACAUCGACAGUUUGCAAAGUUUAAACAUCUACAACAUGUUUUUACUAUAUUUUUGUUUGUUUCUUUAAGUGUUUCGUUCCCUGUGGACCAAUGAAAUGUUCUGAAUAUGAAUCUCUACCUCACACUGACUGAGUCAACCAUCAGUUUCUUAUCUGAGUCUGAUCAUAACAAUGUUCAAAAGUUUUAUCUCUUUUCUAAAGAUGCUUCUUACUUGAUGAAACGAUGCCUCUCUACUGACUCUUACACUGUGAGAGCUACUGGCUCAUAAACACUAUAAUAAAUUUGUGAUUAAAGCAUAGAUGGUCUUAUUCCAGGGACUCAAAGUCUAAAUCUGUUUCAUGGGCAGGUGUGAACUAUUUCAGUCAGGUAGAAGAUCUGGAGUCGAUUCCAGGUUCAUAUGAUUCCUGUUUCUGAGGGACAGAGACCAUCUCUGGGCUCAGAAACAAAGCUGAUUUCUUCCUAAAUGUAUACGAUACCAAAUGAAUGUGUAUCAAAUUUAAGCUGAGUUUACGUUCAUCACGUGGCCGUUAGUGAAUGUGUUUCGUUAAAUGUGUCAAACGUAUGAAUCUAAGUGACGUCCCGUCUUUAAUCCACAGGGUUUAAUACGACGUCUCCAGCCUUUGCAGCUCUAACAGCUUCAGAUCUUCUAGGAAGGUUUUCCACAGAUUCAGGAUUGUGUCGAUGGGAGUUUUUGGACCGUUCUUCCAGAAGCUCAUUAGUGAUGUUUGAGGAGGAGAAGGUCUGGAUCACAGUCUUCAUCUA
Mugil cephalus (flathead mullet) is the source of this 4042-nucleotide messenger RNA. Its product is annotated as zinc finger protein 37-like. NCBI's taxonomy places the organism in Eukaryota, Metazoa, Chordata, Actinopteri, Mugiliformes, Mugilidae. Bases 871 to 2805 code for a protein of 644 amino acids. The transcript is spliced from 3 exons. The record is from RefSeq and is a predicted model, not a curated record. Gene Ontology annotation, cellular component: nucleus. Gene Ontology annotation, biological process: regulation of transcription by RNA polymerase II. Gene Ontology annotation, molecular function: DNA-binding transcription factor activity, RNA polymerase II-specific; RNA polymerase II cis-regulatory region sequence-specific DNA binding.